Gracilinanus agilis (Agile Gracile Mouse Opossum) is the source of this 1169-nucleotide messenger RNA. It is a transcript of the gene BRMS1L, whose product is annotated as BRMS1 like transcriptional repressor. Gene Ontology annotation, cellular component: Sin3-type complex. Gene Ontology annotation, biological process: negative regulation of transcription by RNA polymerase II. NCBI's taxonomy places the organism in Eukaryota, Metazoa, Chordata, Mammalia, Didelphimorphia, Didelphidae. The transcript is spliced from 10 exons. Gene Ontology annotation, molecular function: histone deacetylase binding. The record is from RefSeq and is a predicted model, not a curated record. The coding region runs from base 177 to 1169 and encodes 330 amino acids.
UGGCAGGGCUUCCAUCCUGGAGCUGGCGGGUUAGGCUGUGAGUUCCAGACAGGGAGAAGACAAUUCUGGGGGAAGUCGGGGUGUCUUCAGGCUGGGCUGUGGACUUAGCCGCCCCGGCUCACGGAAGGAGCCGUGGCCCGCAAAGAAUAGGAAAAAGCGCCCGGGGCGACUGGAAAAUGCCUGUCCAUUCCCGUGGGGAUAAGAAAGAGACGAACCAUCAGGAUGAAAUGGAGGUGGACUACGCUGAGAAUGAGGGAAGCACCUCGGAGGACGAGGACACUGAGAGCUCGUCAGUCUCAGAGGAUGGGGACAGCUCAGAAAUGGAUGAUGAAGACUGUGAAAGAAGAAGAAUGGAGUGCUUAGAUGAAAUGUCAAAUCUUGAAAAACAGUUUACAGACCUCAAAGAUCAGCUUUAUAAAGAACGAUUAAGUCAAGUGGAUGCAAAGCUACAAGAAGUUAUAGCUGGGAAGGCACCAGAAUAUUUGGAACCACUGGCAACUUUGCAAGAAAAUAUGCAAAUCCGAACGAAAGUAGCAGGAAUCUAUAGAGAACUCUGCUUAGAAUCUGUAAAGAACAAAUAUGAAUGUGAAAUCCAAGCUUCUCGUCAGCACUGUGAGAGUGAAAAGCUCUUGUUAUAUGAUACUGUACAGAGUGAACUAGAAGAGAAAAUCAGAAGGCUUGAAGAAGAUAGGCACAGCAUUGACAUUACAUCAGAACUGUGGAAUGAUGAACUUCAGUCAAGGAAGAAAAGAAAGGAUCCCUUCAGUCCAGAUAAAAAGAAGCCAGUUGUUGUAUCAGGUCCCUAUAUAGUCUAUAUGUUACAAGAUCUAGAUAUUCUUGAAGAUUGGACAACCAUUAGAAAGGCAAUGGCUACACUUGGUCCACACAGAGUAAAACCAGAACUUUUUCAACUGAUCCCUUUAGCACCUGUGAAAUUGGAAAAACACCUGCACAGUGCUAAGUCUGAAGAGGGACGACUAUAUUAUGAUGGUGAAUGGUAUAUACGUGGACAAACAAUAUGUAUUGAUAAGAAAGAUGAAUGCCCUACAAGUGCCAUAAUUACAACAAUUAACCAUGAUGAAGUUUGGUUUAAGAGAUCUGAUGGAAGCAAAUCUAAACUUUAUAUUUCUCAGCUACAGAAAGGAAAAUAUUCAAUAAAACAUUCAUAA